AUGCACCUCUCCACCGCGCUUCUCGGUCUCGCCUCGUUGGUGUCGCCGUCGCUUGCUGUUAUGUCGGACUAUGACGGGCUGCCUUGGGAUGGUCGACAGAUUCAACAAAAUGGCGGCAGCAACGGCAAUUUGGCCGACUACGUCACGGUCCAGCACCAAGGUCGACCCGAAGGCUACAACGACGACGGUGGCGUCCUCGCGAUCGGCGUGGACGACAAGGCCAUCUUCAGCACGAGCACUAACGCCCGCCGCUCGGACCUGUUCCGAAUCAUCGAGGGGGACUCCGGCAGCACCACGUUCUACCGUGCCAGCUUCAUGAAGGGCGAGGCGUUCCUCAACUCCUACGACUGGCAGCUCAUCUUUGUGGGCUCGGGCGUCUUCGAGAUCGGCGUGAACGCAUCCAAGACACCCGCCCAGGUGUACUGCCGCAACAAGGGCACGGACGCCGCGAAGUGGUCGACCGAGUUCGUGCCUGGCACGUGGUACAACUUCGGCGCUGGCGUGGAGAAGGCGGCAGAUGGCACCAACACUGCGGUGGAGUUCUGCACCAGUACGGGCCAGGACGAGCUCAAGUUCAACAUGAAAACCCAAGUGGAGGGGUCGCUCCUCGCGCGCGACGAGUUCCACAUCGGUCCCGCUACUGCACUUUCGAGUGGAAGUAGCGCAAUGAACGCGCAGCAGGACGUCGUCUCCUUCAACGGCAUUUCGGCCGAGUCCACUCCGAUUGGCGCCGGCGCUCCCACCCCGGCACCCUCCCAGGACGCUGAGCCAAUUCCUGGGAGCACUGCUGGCGAGGCUCGAUCGUUCAGUUUCAAUGGCCGCAAGUAA
Molecule: messenger RNA, 828 nt
Organism: Phytophthora sojae
Lineage: Eukaryota; Oomycota; Peronosporomycetes; Peronosporales; Peronosporaceae
Exons: 2
Coding region: 1-828 (275 amino acids)
Source: RefSeq, a predicted model, not a curated record